This is a messenger RNA of Nyctereutes procyonoides (raccoon dog), 2998 nucleotides long. RefSeq names its product transmembrane protein 154 (gene TMEM154). The transcript is spliced from 8 exons. The record is from RefSeq and is a predicted model, not a curated record. Bases 81 to 695 code for a protein of 204 amino acids. Lineage: Eukaryota; Metazoa; Chordata; Mammalia; Carnivora; Canidae.
CUUCAAGUUAGCACCGACCCAAACAAGCAGGAAACAGGAAAUGUUGGGGUUUCAGGGAGGCUGAAGCCCGGCGCCGCACGAUGCCGGGGCGCGCGGAGCGGAGGGCCCGGGGGGCUGCCCUCGUGUGCGCGCUGCUGACCGCGCUGCUGCCCCGCAGCCCGGCCCAGGAAGAAAACAUGCUGGUCCUGGAAUCAACAAAUGAAGACCUACUGGCCCAAUUCUAUUCACCUGAGGAAUCAGAACAGUCAGCGGAUAUGCCCCUGGAAGUGUAUGGCAGAGAAGAUUUUAAUACUAAUGCUACGUUUCCCACGGUGACCACAGAAACAUUACCUGCAAAUACAAGUUUUAUCGACUUUGACGAUGAUGCAGAUCAGUUAGAAUUUAUAUUAAUGGUGUUGAUCCCACUGAUUUUAUUUGCCCUCCUAUUUUUAUCAGUGAUAAUCCUUGUAACACGCUAUAGGAGAAAAAGAGCCAAACAAGAGCCGUAUAGCCCAGGAUCUCAGAGUGCCUUACAGACAUAUGAACUGGGAAGUGAAAACAUCAAAGUGCCCAUUUUUGAGGAAGACACACCCUCUGUUAUGGAAAUCGAAAUGGAAGAGCUUGACAAAUGGAUGAACAGCAUGAAUAGAAAUGCGGACUGUGAAUGUUUACCUACUUUAAAGGAAGAGAAGGAAUCAAACCACAACCCAAGGUGAAUGUCCACAUUCUUCUGUUGGUCCAGAACUAUCUGACUUUGAUUCAGAGGACACUGGUCAGGCCUUACCCACUCAGCGAUGUCAGAACCAGGGCUAUGCAACCAGCAGUGGCAAGUCCCAGAGCCUUGGUGCUAUAAGGACGUUUUGAUUACUCAAAGAGCAGUACAAUACUAUAAAGCAAAUCUAAUUUUUAGUCACCAAAAACUCUGAAAGAUACAAAGCACUUAGAACAAAGCCUGCCACAAAGCAAACUCUCAAUAAAUAUUGAUAUUAUUAUUAAAAUUCAUAGACAUAAAUUCACUGCCCUUUGGGCUAAUAAGCCUGUGUCCAAAGGCCCAGGCACAUCCACGUUAGUGGUUGGGGCAUUUUUUUUUAAAGCUUUCUAUUUUAGUUUUAGGUGUACAGCAAAAUGAGCAGAAAUGACAGGUCCCAUAUGCUCCCUACCCCUAUACACACACAGCCUCCCUGACUAUUGGUGUUCCACGCCAGAGUCGUACAUUUGUCGCAAUAGGUUAACCUACUUUGACACAUCAGUACUCCCAAAGUUCCCCAUUGGCUUUAAUGUCUGAGACUCAUCCUUCCUCUGCCAUUUAAGCAGUGAACGGGUGACUGUACCGCUUCAGAAAGUAUGUAACAGUCACUGUAGAUUGAACUUAGUAGAAAACCUACUUCUCCAUCCUCUUGCUAAAUUAAGACUUCCAGAAUGCAUUUAAAGAAUUCAAUUCAUCUUGAUGCUAGAAAGACACCCUGACACAGAACCUCUGUUAUAUGUAAAGUCUUUGUACUUCUGGAAAAAGGAGUCAAUCUGGUCACCACCCUACACUUAAUGCACUAUGUGGGGUGUAAAGACUUUUCUUUCUCAUCAGGAUCCAUAGUCUCAAGUCUUUUAGAACUCUUCCCACAUAUCCCAUUGACCAGCCAUUGUUCAUUACUUUGCCCUGUCCUCAUUGAAUGGACAUUUUCUUUUAUGUUGUGGAAUCUAAAGUUUAGCACAGGAUUUUAUUAAGGGCCAGAGACACACAAAGCCGUAUGGGAAGUUUAUACUAUGGUUUUCAUGUCUUUAGAAAAUCAAUAAGAAGAGACAACAAAGGAAUUGUGUACAAGGGAGAGUUUUAUAUUCAUAUUUCCUACCUUAGCAUUUCUCCCAUAAUUCAUAUCUGUUAUGUGUGAGACAUUGUAAGUGGAAUGCUGUUUAAGGGUUGCGGCAGGGCAGUGGGAGAGGUCUGCCCUAGAGUCGAAGAGAAUUUCAUCACUGGCAUUGUUAAGCUUUGCCAGCACUCAGUGAUAACAGAGAGCAGAUCUAUUGAGUUGGUUAUAUUAUUGUUUAAAUUCUCUGUAAAGAAUGCACUGCCUUAUUGUCUGCCCCUCCCAGCACCUUCCUGAAUGCCGCUAGAUAGUUAGUAACCACAAAGAUAGACUCCCUUUCAUCAUAGUGCUUACAGUCUAGCCAGCCUGUCCCUUCUUCCCGAGGCCUUUAUAGUGAGACAAUUUCCUGCAAGCAUAGUGUUUCUGUCUCUGCAAGCUUAGGUGACAAACCACAGAAAAGGAAUGGCAAACAUUAGCCGAGUGUCCAUCUUCUUUCCCUUAUGCCAAUUGGCCACAGUGAUGAGUUUAUAUUGAGUAAUAGCAUUGGGAAAGACUAGGGAAAAAAUUGAUUUGGUUCCAUCCAAGUGGAUUUAUAAUGUAUAAUUUCGUUAUUUUUAUAAUAACAAAAAAUAAUAAGACAUUUAUAUAGCAUCUUAUACAUACUGGAUUCCUGGGUACUAUCACGUAGGAAGUUGAGUAGUCAGAGAGGGUAAAUAACAGCAUACCCGUUCUGGUUUUGUGAUAAUUCUAUUGUUUAUUUUAUGAUUCACGUCUGAGCUCAAUGACAUAAAAAUGGAUCACUUCAGUAUUUCUCGGGAAAAUCUAGGUUAGUUUAAUAAAGAAUUUCGUGAAUUUCUUCCUGUCUCUGCUCUUUGUCUUUUUUUUUUUUAGAAAAGUAUGAUGAUGUAAUUUUACAAAAUAUAUUUACUGAACAACCUAUUAUGUGCCUAGCAUUGUCUACAUCACAUCAGUUCAACCAGCUAAAAAUGAAAUAAACUGUAUGAGUAAACCUGGAGCUUGGAGCGGUUCAAUGAUUUGUCUAAUUUACACAGCAGGUUUAUGAUAAAACUCAAUAUUUCUUUUAAAACUACAUUUUUGAGACACCUGGGUGGCUCUGCGAUUGAGCGCCUACCUUUGGCCCAAGGCAUGAUCCUGGAGUCUCGGGAUCCCCCUGUGGGGAGCCUCCUUCUUCUUCUGCCUGUGUUUCUGCCUCUCUC